Kwoniella mangroviensis CBS 8507 is the source of this 504-nucleotide messenger RNA. RefSeq lists its product as uncharacterized. The coding region runs from base 1 to 504 and encodes 167 amino acids. The transcript has 2 exons. The record is from RefSeq and is a predicted model, not a curated record. NCBI's taxonomy places the organism in Eukaryota, Fungi, Basidiomycota, Tremellomycetes, Tremellales, Cryptococcaceae.
AUGAGCCGCUCUAUCCAGGGGGCCGAAACAUUUCAUGACGGAGGCGUUGCUGACGGGGGCUCGGCUCCUUCAACCGAGCCGCAAUUCUCCGUACGCGUAUACGGUGACUCCAAUGCCGAGCCUUAUUGGCAAUCGAUUCAAAGUCUCGAUGCCAAACAAAGUAACAUCCUCGCACAAUACUUUGAAGGUGUCUCUAAAGAACUUUCAAAGCACAGAGCGGCUCGUGAACAAUUGAAAGAUACACAAAAGGACCUUGAUUUUAGCAAUUUCGGCCUCAGAGUGCUUGGCCUUGGCAUUUUAACCUAUGGAGCUCUUAGUUUGUGGAGCUUGGGUGUCGAUCAAGAGUGCAAGGCGCGAUUGCGAACCGCUUUAUCUGAGUGUAAAAAUAACCUCGAUUGGGUACGAAACAAUGGUUUCACCAUGGGAGAAGCGGAAGUCGAUCCGAAUGGCACUUGUCCCAAUGAUGAUGGAAUCGUUAUCGAGGUUUCUUCUAUGGAUCAAUAA